UGAAAGUACUCAAUUAGAUAGAUUUUACGGCCGCUUCCGUGCACCGCCGUUGCAGCGCCACCCAACGAUUGGCCUGUAUGCGAGACAGGGAACAGGCAACCCAUUAUUCACAAAUUCACAUGAUUGACAGCCGCUGUCAACACUGCACAAGCUUGAGCCUUUUAUCAUAAUAAUAGAGCAAAUUCACCUGGUACUUAUGAAAUCCACAAUUUUCUCACGUCGCGACAUUUCGUAGCUACAGUUGCCGGCUUUUUCUUUUUACGGACAGGAACAGUCUUUUGUACAAAUGACUAGUAGUAUCGUACAACUGGGAUUGGGCUUUUAUUGUCGAAUUAUUCGGUAUUCGUGUUCUUUACCAUUAUCAAGUUCCGUAAUUAUUGCUAACGCUUUUCCGAAGUUUACGCUGUACGAGUACUGACUACUGAGUGUACUCCAUGUACUGUUGUGCAGUUUGUUGUGGAGUUUGUCGGCACAGCCGCACAGAUCAUUUGUUUAAGAUUCGUAAGAGUUAAAGUUCGGGUUGCUGCAGUUGAAACUUGGCAUUAAGUAAUUGUAUUGCCGCAUUAAUGCUGUGAACUUGUUAACAGCAUACAUAUUUAUCUCGGAAUUUUGCGUCUUGCGUUUGUGAGCUCUGUUGAAGUAUUAUUAACCUGACUUUGAAAUGCCGACGCCGACGUCCACUACAGAAGGGGCCGUGGAAAUUCUGUUUGGCAAGUAACCGGCGUCUGGGUGUGACUGCUUAAGUGGAAAACUGACCAGUUUUAAGUUUUCCUACAGGCGUCCUUUUAUUGUUGACUUUUCUUGGCGGCAUGCAGUGUUAUGCGUUAUUAUAAGUGUUAUAAUAUUUUAAAUCAUUGCAUUCCUCGUUUUUGAAUAUUAUCAUCGCUCGCAUGGCUGAACGUCUUGAGAAUAAUAUUCUGUAACUGGAAAUAUUCUUGUGAUCAUAUCGCCGAAAAAGCCCUAACUGACGAGUGCUAUUGUGGAUUUGAAAUCCAGUAAAUUGAAGACUACAGCCACUGCUGCUGCCUGUUUCCGCCCCGAUCAGAGAAAUGCUUCCUAGACUGUGGAUAAUUGCGGGAUUAGCGCUUUUAUGCCAGUGUAGAGAAAGGAGAGCCGGAGAGAGAAAGUCGAAGCCUCAUAGUGAAACAAAGAGACCACUGGAAAAAGAAAAUCAAUCACAUCUCCAGUACUAUCAAAUUGUGCGCAUUGGACACAAUGCUACCAUCAACUGUGGCGUUCAAUUACCGCGGAGCUUCAUUCAACCUUUUAAUAUGGUCACCUGGAAGAAGGACGGUGAAGAUCUGGACAUGACGGAUUACGAUGGAAUCAAAGUGCGCCUAGGCAACGAAACAGCUUUGUCAAGGAUCGUUCUAACAAAGAUUUCAGAAGAACAUGCCGGGAACUAUACUUGCAUUGUCGCUCUGGGUGAUGGUUCCAGAGCAGCAUCGACUUCUGUGCAGGCAAUCGAAGUGGACCAAUAUGUUAGAAUCUGGGAAGAGAGCUUGGGGGAAAAGCUGGGCAACUCUGUCGAGAGCAACGCCAGGUCUCCGGAAUUGCCGGCAUCUUUUGUUGGUGAAAAACCAUACUUUACGGAAAACAAGCGUGCUACGGAUUUUUUGAAGUAUCUUGUACCCGGUUCGAGCCAAGCUUUCAACUGUGAAGCCGCACCAAAACAUGGCCAUGACAAAAUCACCAAAGUAAAGUGGUUCAAAAACGGAGUGCGGAUAAUAAACAACGAAAGACCGUGUCCCGAUAUCGCAGCGGGUAAUGCCUUUUACCUAUGUCUGCAUAACUUGCAAAGGAACGAUACGGGACUGUAUUCGUGCGAAGUGUCCAAUAUUUUCGGAUCAGUCAAUCGUACAUUUAUCGUCGUUGUUUCUGCUUCUGCAAGCGAACGAGAAUAUCCCAGCCCAAGUAAAAUAGUGACAACUAAAGAAGCCCUCCCGAAUGGACUGUUGCGGCUGCACUGUGAAGUGACCAUUGAAAUGCCGCUGCCUCUUAUUGGCGAUACGUGGUGGAAGGUCGACUCUUCUGAAUUACUCAGUGUGGAAGAACAGAAACGGUGCAACAUGAACCUUAUGAAUUUGAAGAUGUUGCCGUUGAAAAAUAGCCCAUUGUUUCCUCAUAUACAAGUUGUAACUCCCAUGCCAAACGCCACUGAUCUUUGGAAUAGGAAAUUUCGAAGUUACAUCGACAUUGACCCGGGAAAAAUGCCGGGGGUUUAUGUUUGUAUGCUCAUUUCCGAGAUGUCGCACGAAUGUGUUGUCCCACCCAGCGUAAACAGCAGAAAAGUUACAAAACGACCGCGACUGAAUAAAAACGGACGGCUGAAAACUCCUGCAUCACCAUUAAUUAUACAAGUUACUACGCAGACGGAAGUUUCAACUAUCCUCACUUAUAACGAACGACAAAACGAGGUUUCUGGAACACUAGUCAGUGAUCCCCAAAAAGUUAACUCCACGGAAAUUGCCGGGGUGCACAACGAACCAGCUGUGGUCGCGGGGAUUGUUUCCAUAGUGCUGAUUGUGUUCUUCAUCGUGAUACUCCCGGCAAUCUGCAUCGCCUACUCCAAGCACCGGCGGCGGAAUGCUACCGACCAGUUGGUUGUGGACAACCGUAAUGUUUCGACGAGUCUACGGCGUUCCAACGUGGAUUACAUUGUUCCCGUCGCUCCACCCUCAACACUGCCGUCUUGCCCAUACUCCUCCAUGAGCAGACUGAAAUUGUCAACUUCCUCAGUAGCCAAGUUGCCUGUUGUGUCGUCCAUGCGGAGCAGUAUGGAAGACACAAGAGUGAAUGUGGAACCGUUUUUGGCUGCGCAUCGCAGAAGGGAAACAUUCGAUGACGAUUCAUCGGUGUAUGAAUAUUUCAAACAUCCUCCGUCAAUGGUGUCAUCGUACGCGUACAGCGGAUACGAUGCCAGUCGAGUUUCCCAACGAGCGACGGACUGAAUUGUUUGGUUUAGGUGGACGGUGACCUUUUGUGUGUAAAUUGCUGAUUACAUGGUGAGAGACAGUAUUUAAUCGUUUCCUUCAGCUCGGCUGGGUAAUGUUUCUCCUCUUUACCACAGAAUGCCAGAAAUUAAUUAGUGGCCCGUGAAUCUGAUUAAUUUUUUGAUUCUCAGAGAGAAGAUUUUUUCACGGUUGGAAUGUUUUUUGAUUUUAGUAUUUGAAGAACAUUUCCGUACGCACUGUGUAUACAUAAUAAAGGAGC
Messenger RNA from Paramacrobiotus metropolitanus, 3213 nucleotides. RefSeq lists its product as uncharacterized. The transcript has 9 exons. Bases 1050 to 2951 code for a protein of 633 amino acids. Lineage: Eukaryota; Metazoa; Tardigrada; Eutardigrada; Parachela; Macrobiotidae. Gene Ontology annotation, biological process: cell-cell adhesion. The record is from RefSeq and is a predicted model, not a curated record.